AUGAUGUCCUCCAACACUGAGGAGGACCCGUUCCUCCAAGUACAACAAGAUGUCCUCGCGCAAUUAUCAUCCACACGGCCUCUUUUCUCCUCGUACCUCCGCAUCCGCUCCCUGACGAACACAGCGACGUCGCCAGAACUGGCCUCGGCCCGGUCAGACCUCGAGUCGGCACUCUCAUCGCUGGGGGAGGACCUAGCCGACCUCGUCGAAUCCGUGAGAGCCGUCGAGUCGGACCCGUCGCAAUUUGGGCUCGAUGCCGGCGAGGUGGCGCGCCGCAAGCGCCUCGUGCAGGAGGUCGGCGGCGAGAUCGAGGACAUGCGCGACGAGCUGGCCAAGAGGAUCGAUAGCUCCGCCGCCGGCGCCGGCAAGGGCAAAGGCUCGUCCUCCGGCGCCGGCGGGACUUCGGACCUGCCUGACCCCAACGCCUUUGCCAUCGCCGACGGUGAGGGCGAGGGCGAUGAUGACGACUACGCCGCGUUCGAGCAGCAGCAGCAGGUGCAGAUGAUGCGCGAGCAGGACCAGCACCUCGACGGCGUGUUCCAGACGGUGGGCAACCUGCGCAGGCAGGCGGACGACAUGGGCCGCGAGCUGGAGGAGCAGCGCGAGAUGCUCGAGGUGACGGACAACCUGGCCGACAGGGUCGGCGGCAGGUUGCAGACGGGCAUGCAGAAGCUGCACCAAGGGGCAUGGCAUUCAUUUGGCGAUGGCAACCUUUCCUUGCAUCGCGCGGAGUUCACAUUGGUCAGUGGAGCACUCGAUUAG
Messenger RNA from Thyridium curvatum, 762 nucleotides. RefSeq lists its product as uncharacterized. The transcript has 3 exons. The coding region runs from base 1 to 762 and encodes 253 amino acids. Gene Ontology annotation, cellular component: membrane. NCBI's taxonomy places the organism in Eukaryota, Fungi, Ascomycota, Sordariomycetes, Thyridiales, Thyridiaceae. The record is from RefSeq and is a predicted model, not a curated record. Gene Ontology annotation, biological process: Golgi vesicle transport.